GUUAUGCCGCGGUUUACUGAGCAAGUGGAAGCUGCUGUGGAAGCACUGAGUUCAGACCCUGCUCAGCCAAUGGAUGAAAAUGAAUUUAUCGAUGCUUCGCGACUGGUGUACGAUGGAAUACGAGAUAUCAGGAAAGCCGUACUGAUGAUCCGGACUCCUGAAGAGUUGGAUGAUUCUGACUUUGAGACUGAGGAUUUUGAUGUCCGAAGCAGAACAAGUAUUCAGACUGAAGAUGAUCAGCUUAUUGCUGGACAAAGUGCGAGGGCUAUCAUGGCUCAGCUCCCUCAAGAGCAAAAAGCUAAGAUUGCUGAGCAAGUUGCAAGCUUCCAGGAAGAGAAGAGUAAAUUGGAUGCUGAAGUAUCAAAAUGGGAUGACAGCGGUAAUGAUAUAAUUGUUCUGGCAAAACAAAUGUGUAUGAUUAUGAUGGAAAUGACAGACUUUACCAGAGGUAAAGGUCCACUGAAAAAUACGUCAGAUGUGAUUAGUGCAGCCAAGAAGAUUGCAGAGGCUGGGUCAAGGAUGGACAAGCUGGGACGGACUAUUGCUGACCAUUGCCCCGAUUCUGCGUGCAAGCAGGACCUCCUCGCCUACCUGCAGCGCAUCGCGCUGUAUUGCCAUCAGCUCAAUAUCUGCAGCAAAGUGAAGGCUGAAGUUCAAAACCUCGGAGGGGAGCUGGUUGUGUCUGGGGUGGACAGUGCCAUGUCUCUUAUCCAAGCAGCCAAGAACCUGAUGAACGCGGUGGUGCAAACCGUGAAGGCUUCCUACGUGGCGUCCACCAAGUACCAGAAGUCCCAGGGCAUGGCUUCCCUCAAUCUUCCCGCCGUCUCUUGGAAGAUGAAGGCUCCGGAGAAGAAACCCCUGGUUAAGAGGGAGAAACAAGACGAAACCCAAACUAAAAUCAAGAGAGCGUCCCAGAAGAAACACGUUAACCCGGUGCAGGCUCUCAGUGAAUUCAAGGCGAUGGAGAGUAUUUAAAGAGAGGUCUCUGUCUUGGUUAUUUUAUUAUUUUUUGUUUUCUCUAGCCCACUACUGCUACUUCCAGAACUCUACUUUUAAUAUUCUAAGGAUUUUUCGAAAGUUUACUAUUCCUCAAAAUGUAUUUACUUAAUAUAAUUUUGAUAACUUUGUUUAGAUUACGUGGGGAAACGCUCAAAUUUAUAAGUCCUAUCAAUAUAGCUUCAGCCUGCGGAAGUGUGUUAAUUUAGAUUGCUUUUAGACUUCAGGGGUGUAUUUCUAGCUGAAAAUUGUUUUGUAUAAUCUUGCUUUAAAUAAAAUAUUCUAUAACCAAAGAGGAUUUUACAGUAACACUAACGGUUAACACUAAUAGUUGAAUCAU
This is a messenger RNA of Cariama cristata (Red-legged seriema), 1336 nucleotides long. RefSeq names its product catenin alpha-1. Gene Ontology annotation, cellular component: catenin complex; adherens junction. Gene Ontology annotation, biological process: cell migration; cell-cell adhesion. NCBI's taxonomy places the organism in Eukaryota, Metazoa, Chordata, Aves, Cariamiformes, Cariamidae. The record is from RefSeq and is a predicted model, not a curated record. The transcript is spliced from 6 exons. Gene Ontology annotation, molecular function: beta-catenin binding; actin filament binding; cadherin binding. The annotation marks the transcript as partial.